Aaosphaeria arxii CBS 175.79 is the source of this 1089-nucleotide messenger RNA. RefSeq lists its product as uncharacterized. NCBI's taxonomy places the organism in Eukaryota, Fungi, Ascomycota, Dothideomycetes, Pleosporales. The coding region runs from base 1 to 1089 and encodes 362 amino acids. The transcript has a single exon. The record is from RefSeq and is a predicted model, not a curated record. Gene Ontology annotation, molecular function: protein binding.
AUGGAGGAAGGACCACUCAGCAAAUCACGGUUCGAAGCCCUGACCUACAAGUACCCUCGUUUUUACCCCCAAAAGGUCAAAGACUUUACCCUGGACGACAAUCUCCCACUCGCAGGACUCACGAUCCGCAAUGAAUACAGGUCCAAAGCAGCUAAAUUCGGCCUCGGUACCCUGGAUGUUCUUCCCCUCGAGUUGCUUCAGGAAUCGCUCUCCCAUCUUGACGUAUCCACUCUUACCAAAUUUCGACACAUCAACCGACGAGCCGCAGAUGUGGUGGAAUCCAUUCCCGAGUUUAAAGCGAUCGUCAUGCAUGCACCAAAUGCACUCCUUGGUAUUCUGAGCGUCGAAACAGGGCAUUUAAUAUCCUGCAAAGCCUUGUACGAGCAACUAUGCACGGCCGAAUGUGAGCAUUGCGGCAGCUUCGCUGGCUACCUCUACGUGCUUACUUGCAGCCGUGUUUGCUUCCACUGCUUCACAGCAAAGGAAAGAUAUUUACCUUUGAGGUAUUGCGACGCGAGACGAAAAUUUGGGAUCGACCGAAAGAUCCUCAAGACAUUGCCCUCUAUGAGGAGUAUUCCAGGCAAAUACUCACGAGAGCAAUUGAAUCGCCCCAAACGACUAGUCUUGGUAGAUUCUGGAUCGGCCUAUCGAGCAGGUGUUGCGUUGCACGGGUCCCCUGGCGCCAUGAGAAGAUAUGCGUCACAUGUUUACGCCCAGGAAUUACAAGAGCAUAAUAUUAAAGCAUUUCACGCCUCCGCUAACGGCACAUAUCUACCUCGACAUCUAUAUCCCCAUGACGCUGUUGAAGGGAAUCCUUUGCGUUUUAUGGGAAUCAUUCGCAUGCCAUGGCUAAACAGAGCCACCCGCGAGCCAGAGUACGGUGCUUAUUGUAUUGGGUGCAUUAGUUGUCACGACAACUGCCUACUGAAUCAGUUUGAUAUUCAGACACUGAGUCAUCACGCCAACCCGGUAAUGAGCCUGAGAAGAAUCUACCAACGACUGCACAGACGACUGUACACAGAAGCAUCAUUCAGCGAGCAUCUGAGGCAAUACGGGGAUAUCCGAGAUAGAAAGCAUAUUGGAACUUAG